UCAGAGAAGUGUUGGUAAGCGGAUCUCAUUCUCUUCUCCGAGAAGCGAUGGAAGCCGCCGGCGAACGGUCGUCGGAGAACGGAGAAGUCGCGGAGAAGAAGGCAGGACCUUCCAUCAAGGAAGGCUCCAUCCAUGGCUUCGAAUCCCUCCAUAGCCUCCUCGAGGCAUCUCUCUCUCCCCAGCUCUUCCAGGAAGCAAGUCGCAUGCUACUGGGUUUGAAUUGUGGUUGCCCUCUGGAGCUCAUUGCUUUGCCGGAGUUUUCCACUUCUCUAUCUGAAAAGCAUGAUUUUGAUCUCCAGGCUUUCUGCUUUCGUGCUGACAAAGAAGCAUUGCGGGAACCUCGGGUUGUUCGGGCUGGCGUUAUUCAGAAUUCAAUUGCUCUUCCCACUGACGCACCAUUUUCAGAACAAAAAACAGCCAUCAUGCAGAAAGUGAAACCCAUGAUUGAUGCAGCCGGUGCUUCUGGUGUUAAUGUGUUGUGCUUACAAGAGGCUUGGAUGAUGCCAUUUGCGUUUUGCACCCGAGAGAAGAGAUGGUGUGAAUUUGCAGAGCCUAUUGAUGGCGAGUCGACACAAUUUCUUCAGGACCUUGCUAGGAAGUAUAAUAUGGUCAUAAUUAGUCCAAUCCUUGAAAGGGAUCUUAACCAUGGAGAAACUAUUUGGAAUACUGCUAUUGUGAUUGGAAACCAUGGCAACAUAAUCGGGAAGCAUCGGAAGAAUCACAUUCCUAGGGUUGGGGAUUUCAAUGAGAGCACAUAUUAUAUGGAGGGAAACACCGGGCAUCCCGUCUUUGAGACUGCUUAUGGGAAAAUUGCAGUGAACAUCUGCUAUGGAAGGCACCAUCCUUUGAAUUGGAUGGCAUUCGGUUUAAAUGGAGCCGAGAUUGUCUUCAAUCCGUCAGCUACCGUCGGAGAGCUAAGUGAGCCAAUGUGGCCCAUCGAGGCUCGAAAUGCUGCCAUAGCAAAUAGUUACUUUGUCGGGUCUAUUAAUCGUGUUGGGACUGAGGUCUUUCCAAAUCCAUUCACUUCUGGCAAUGGCAAACCACAGCAUUCAGAUUUCGGACACUUUUAUGGUUCCAGCCAUUUUUCGGCUCCAGAUGCGUCAUGUACUCCAUCCCUCUCACGUUAUAGAGACGGCUUGAUGAUCGCGGACAUGGACUUAAAUCUCUGUAGGCAGUUAAAGGACAAGUGGGGCUUUCGUAUGACUGCUCGUUAUGAGUUAUACUCAGAGCUGCUUGCUCGAUACCUGAAACCCGAUUUUAUGCCCCAGGUUAUUGUCGACCCAUUGAUGCAGAAGAGACCAUAAGAUUUAAGCUUGUGUGAAUGGCAAUGUGGCUGCGAAAUGAAGUUCGACCUAAAGGUUUGCGCCGUUGCAUUCUUAUUGUGUGGUCUUCUGUGCUGUUGGGCUUUCAUCAUGUUCAUUCUAGGUUGGGUUGUAUUCUAUGGUGAUAAACGAAAAGCCUUUAUGAAAUGUCGCAUUCAACAAGUGAUGAUAAUAGCAAAUCUUCAU
Dioscorea cayenensis subsp. rotundata (Guinea yam) is the source of this 1508-nucleotide messenger RNA. Its product is annotated as beta-ureidopropionase. The coding region runs from base 48 to 1304 and encodes 418 amino acids. Lineage: Eukaryota; Viridiplantae; Streptophyta; Magnoliopsida; Dioscoreales; Dioscoreaceae. The record is from RefSeq and is a predicted model, not a curated record. The transcript has 7 exons. Gene Ontology annotation, molecular function: beta-ureidopropionase activity.